AUUGAAACAAUGGCAAAAUAAAAGAACGUAAUAAAGUACAUUGCGGUAUGAUAAACUUGAAUAAUAAGGGUGGUUGGGGAUUUCUACCGAUUUCGACCCAAUUCCGAGGCGCUUUUGUAAAUUUUUUGUAAAUGGAAGCAGCAAACGCAAACAGAGAUUGGCAAACCAAGUGGAACUGUGGGUGCAAUUAUUAAUUUAAGGCAAACAAUAUUCGCCGUUUAUUUUCCUUGUUUUCUUCCAGAUAAAAAAAAAACAUUCCACAGUAACAACAACAGCAACAGCAACAACAAAGACAACAGCCAUGGUGAUAAGCUUGUUCUAAGCACUUGACUCUUGGAGGAAAAGACAACGUACAAUACGGAAUUUAGCAUGGUGCGACGUAAUGUUGCUGAGCAACAAACAAACAGCAGCAACAGUAGCAACAACAGCAAUACUGGCAGCAACAACAACAACAAUAGCAACAACAACAACAACAACAAUGCAGGCAGCUGCUCCUCUAAAGCAUCGUCCACCGCGAGUCUAAACAGUCUAACGAAUUCAGCCUCGCCGGCUUGCAACAUUGUCAUGUUGCAGGCAGCUCCGUUGCCAGCAGCGGCGCCGCAGCAGCAUUUGCCACCGGCAGCAGCAGCAGCCGCAGCAGCAACAUCAGCGAGAACUAACUCGCAACAACAACAGCAACAAUCGCCAUCGGACGGCGGCUCCUCGAAUUGUUCGCUGCCAUCGUCGCCGCCGUUGUUGCAACAGACGGCGACGCCGCCGCAGGGUGCACAAAUAGUGCCGCCAGUUUGUGCGCUACAUCAUCCGCAGCAGCAGUUGGCGCUGUUAGCGGCCAUGCAACACCAACAUCACAUGCUGCCCCCACCACCCGGCCAUCAGCAUGGCAUGCCACCACCACACACACACACACACUCUCACACACACACACACACGCAUCCACAUGCGGCACAUCAUCAGAGCCAUGAGAAUGGGCAUGGCGGUGGCAUCUCGCCCAAUGGCGGCUCCGGUGGCUCCUCCUCGGCGAGCAGUGUGAGCAGCGUGUCGAGCAGCAGCAACGGUGGUGGUGGCAAUGGCGGUGGUCAGGGAAAUGGCAAUGCUGGCAAUAGCACCAAUGGCAUUGGACCGCCACAGCCAGUGGCGACAGCAUUGCCAUCUGGUCCACUCUAUAUACAAUAUCCCGGCGACUUCUUUCCAUCAGAAUACUAUAUUGCACCGCAUCCGCACGAGGGUAUCUGUCCACAGCAUCCGCAUCAUCCGCACGCGCAUCAGCAUCAUCAUCAGCCCAUGUGCGCCAUCUCGGCGGAAUAUGGUAAGCAACAGUCAAAGAUGUUUAAAAUUAACCAUACGCCCCGUGGCCUCAAUUGUAAGUGCAAGUGACAAUUUCCACGCUGUUUUCAAUUAACGACAACUGCACAAAACUUUUGACUGCAAUUCCGAUUAGGAAGCCUGUGAAAAUAGCUGUGAUGGGCGUGGACAAGGUCAACAUAGACAAGUUUUCUCAACUAUUUGCAGUUAUGCAAGCAUUUUAGGAUGCGGAUUCUCUUGACUUGGCAAAGACACAGACGCCUUCUGCUCUCAACUGUUUUUAUGGCCAUGUGCAAAUGUGUUGAAUUAAGGAGGUCAGGGUAAUACCACUUCUUGGUCUGAUCAUGGUGGGAGGAA
Messenger RNA from Drosophila innubila, 1659 nucleotides. RefSeq lists its product as uncharacterized. The transcript is spliced from 2 exons. The coding region runs from base 370 to 1374 and encodes 334 amino acids. The record is from RefSeq and is a predicted model, not a curated record. NCBI's taxonomy places the organism in Eukaryota, Metazoa, Arthropoda, Insecta, Diptera, Drosophilidae.